UCAUAUAUCGAAAUUAUUUCCUCAGUCAGUAGAUUUAAUACACUGUUCCACACGUACAGGAGGCGCCGCAACUCAGCCUACCAGCUUUCAGUUAAUCGCCUCUGAAUGAAAAUCUCACCCUCUCGUACGUAUCCCGAAUGCGACCGGACCGGACAGUCGGAGGAAGCCACAGCUAGCCCGCUAGCUAGCCAGAUUAAUGGGAAUUCCCACCUCGUGACAGCUCUUCUUGUUUUAUAUAAAACUGCAUAUGUAUAUUAUUUUUCCAUAAACAAAAGGGCUCGAACGGAGAAAUGUCUGCGCCGGGGUUCACAAAUCUGAACGCACCUGCCGGCUACGGUAUGAACGCAACGCAGAACGGAGGAGCGUCUCCCCCCUGCCAGAACGGUCCAGGACAGACAUACCAGUCCACGUAUCCCACUGCGGGUUACUAUGGCGCCCCUCACCAGAGCUACCCCUCUUACCAGGGUCACUGUGCCCCUGCCCCUAACAAGACCUCCGCGGUGAACAACCAGUACAACCCCAACUACUACCACAACAUGCAGCAGCAACAGCAGCCGGUUUCCAAGCAAGGCCCCUCCCCCUCUCCCUAUGACGGGUCCCUGGCUCCCCCACCUGCCCAAUCCUACGGCACCGCCCCCCAGCACCCGCCCCCAUUCCAGCAGCCAGCCCCCUAUACUCCCAGCUAUUAUGGACCGUACACCGCCUCUCAGGGACCCUCUCCCCAGCCUGUCAGCGUGGCAACAACGACCAGCGCCGUCGGCAACCCCCUCUACCCAAUCGUCUCCUAUCCCUCUGCCCCGGGGAGCAGCCAGUAUGGCACGCUGCGAUCCUACCAGACCCCAGGACCCGGACACGAUCCCAGCGCCAUGGCUACGCCGGCCCAGCCCCCUCUUCAGCAGGUUUCCCACGGCAACAGUGCGCCCCCAGGCUACGGGGUGGCCCAGCCCCCUCCCCCGCCAGCAGCUGUCAACGGACAGGUGAACGCAGCCUCGCCGCCGGUUUUGCAGCACUACGAGGAAAGCUCCGCCCCUCUCAUGACCCACUUGUAUGGGGCAGUGCAGCCAGAUGCCUGCGCCCCCUGCCGUGACAGACCCCCCUCCGGGACCCCCUCUGCGUCUGUCCACUCCUCACCCCGUCGCCAUCAAGGCAUGCACUGCGGAUAUGUUGCUAAUAGCGGAGUUAGCUCUGCGGCGGCCGCUCCCUCGUCAUCGAGCUCCGAUGAGGAGGACGAGGAGGAGGAGGAGGAUGAGGAAGCAGGUGCUGACAGCUCCUCCUCCACCAGCAGCGCGUCACCUGUGCCCAACAGCUAUGAGUCGCUAGAGGGUGGCAGUUACCCAGACUCCUCGGUUCCGCCCACGUCCGACGCGUCAAAAGCUGCCACGCCCUUUGGGUUUGGAUAUCCCAGCAUGCCGCCGGCCUAUCAGCAGGGACCAGCCUCCAGAACAGACUCGUCCCCCGCCCAUGGUGGGUACAACCCACCUGGGUACCAGCCAUAUUCACAGCCCUUCCCCACCAUGUCCCAGCUGUCUGCUGCACUGGGGGGCUUGAGUGGGGUUCCCGAGCUUCAGGUAGAGGGACUGCGGCCUGUGAACCUCCUGCAGGAGAGGAACAUCCUGCCCCCAGAGCCCAUUCAGCCCCCAGAGCCCAACCUGAGCGCAGAGCUCAAAAAGGCCAACUGCAGCACCAGCACAUUCCGAUGCACCCUGACCAACAUCCCCCAAACCCAGGCCCUGCUCAACAAAGCCAAACUGCCCCUGGGCCUGCUACUACACCCCUUCAGGGACCUUACACAGCUACCCGUAAUCACAUCCAACACCAUCGUCCGCUGCCGGUCCUGUCGCACCUACAUCAACCCGUUUGUGUCCUUCCUGGACCAGAGGAGGUGGAAAUGCAACCUGUGUUACCGGGUCAACGACGUGCCUGAUGAGUUCAUGUACAACCCUGUGACUCGGUCUUACGGGGAGCCACACAAGCGGCCGGAGGUGCAGAACUCCACCGUGGAGUUCAUCGCGUCCUCAGAUUACAUGCUGCGGCCUCCACAGCCCGCGGUCUAUCUGUUUGUGCUGGACGUAUCCCACAAUGCCGUGGAAGCUGGCUAUCUGAAGGUCUUCUGCCAAUCUCUGCUGGAAAACCUGGACAAGCUGCCGGGGGACACACGCACCCGGGUGGGCUUGGUGACGUUCGACAGCACCAUCCACUUCUACAACCUGCAGGAGGGCCUGUCGCAGCCACAGAUGCUGGUGGUCUCUGACAUUGACGACAUCUUUAUCCCCACCCCUGACACUCUACUGGUGAACUUGAAGGAGAGCAAAGAGCUGGUGAAGGACCUGCUGAACGCUCUGCCCGCCAUGUUCAGCAACACCCGCGAGACGCACAGUGCUCUGGGCCCCGCCCUGCAGGCUGCCUACAAGCUCAUGUCCCCCACCGGGGGGCGCGUCUCCGUCUUCCAGACCCAGCUUCCCACCCUGGGAGCGGGGCUGCUGCAGUCCCGGGAGGACCCCAACCAAAGAUCCAGCACCAAGGGAGUGCAGCAUUUGGGGCCGGCGACGGACUUCUAUAAGAAGCUGGCACUAGACUGCUCCGGCCAGCAGAUCGCCGUGGACCUGUUCCUGCUCAGCUCCCAGUACUCAGACCUGGCUUCAUUAGCCUGUAUGUCCAAAUAUUCGGCCGGAAGCAUCUUCUACUUUCCUGGGUUCCACCUCGCCCACAACCAGCCCCAGGUGGCGAAGUUCCAGAAGGAUCUCCAGCGAUACCUGACCAGGAAGAUUGGCUUUGAGGCGGUAAUGAGGAUACGCUGCACUAAAGGGCUCUCCAUCCACACCUUUCACGGGAACUUCUUUGUGCGCUCCACCGACCUGCUAUCGCUGGCCAACGUGAACCCGGACUCUGGGUUCGCCGUGCAGAUGUCCAUAGAGGAGAACCUGGCAGAGACCUCCCUGGUCUGCUUCCAGGCCGCGCUGCUGUACACCUCCAGCAAAGGGAAAAGGAGGAUCAGGGUUCACACCCUCUGUCUCCCUGUGGUGAACCAGCUGAGCGACGUGUUCGCCGGUGCAGACGUUCAGGCCAUCUCCGCCCUCCUCGCCAACAUGGCUAUCGACCGCUCGGUGUCGUCCAGCCUGUCGGAUGCCCGGGACGCCCUGGUGAACGCGGUGGUGGACUCCCUGGCGGCGUAUCGCUCAGACGGCUCCACCCUGCAGCAGUCAGGCCUCAUCGCCCCCGCCUCCCUACGCCUCUUUCCCCUCUACGUACUGGCCCUGCUCAAACAGAAAGCCCUGCGCACGGGCACCAGCACGCGUCUGGACGAGCGUGUCUUCGCCAUGUGCGACUUCAAGAGCCAGCCGCUGCAGCUGGUGAUGCGCUCCAUCCACCCCGACCUCUACCGGAUAGACAACCUGUCCGACCAGGGGGCUCUGCACCUGAGCGACGGCGUGGUCCCCCAGCCCAGCCUCCUCCACCUCACAGCCGAGAAGCUGACCAGAGAGGGUGCCUUCCUCAUGGACUGUGGGAAUGUAAUGUACCUGUGGGUUGGAAAAAGCUGCAAUGAGCCAUUCAUCAGAGAUGUACUCGGCUGCCAGAACCACGCCUCCAUACCGCAGAACAUGACUCAGAUUCCAGACCUAGACACUCCCUCCUCAGAAAGAACCAGGGCAUUCCUGAACUGGCUAAUGGAAUCCCGCCCUUUCAUCCCCAUACUUUAUGUUGUGAAGGAUGACUCCUCGGCGAAGACCAGCUUUUUCCACCACUUGGUGGAGGACCGGACUGAAUCUGCGUUUUCUUACUACGAGUUCCUGCUCCACAUCCAGCAGCAGCUGUCCAAGUAGAUAGACGCUCGCCUAGGUAACGGCGGCCUGGUGUCGUCGCUGUGAAGAUGCUACAGCCACCAUGUCUGCAGGAGGGGGCACCUUUUUUUCUUUUUUUACAAGGGGAGCGGCACCUGACUUAGGAUAGGACCAGAGACGGAUAUGAAGAGAGGGAGGGAGAGAGAGAGAGGGAGAUAGGGGGCUGAGACGGAGUACGGCACCUCCC
Conger conger (European conger) is the source of this 4026-nucleotide messenger RNA. RefSeq names its product SEC24 homolog B, COPII coat complex component (gene sec24b). Gene Ontology annotation, molecular function: SNARE binding; zinc ion binding. The record is from RefSeq and is a predicted model, not a curated record. Gene Ontology annotation, biological process: endoplasmic reticulum to Golgi vesicle-mediated transport; intracellular protein transport; COPII-coated vesicle cargo loading. The coding region runs from base 291 to 3821 and encodes 1176 amino acids. The transcript has 24 exons. Gene Ontology annotation, cellular component: endoplasmic reticulum exit site; COPII vesicle coat. NCBI's taxonomy places the organism in Eukaryota, Metazoa, Chordata, Actinopteri, Anguilliformes, Congridae.